CUGCUAUAGAGAUCACAUGAAGGCCUUUUGCACCUGGGUCACUCUCCGGGUCGCGUCCUCCGGAUCAGGCGUCACUGGUCGAAUUGACCCGUUUUAUUGGGAGACGUCGAAUCUAUUUAAUAUGAGCUCUGCUCAUUUAUCACCCCGCUCACGACUGACACUGAUGCCUCCCUGUUUAGUAGAGGCUCGAUCAUUCGGGGCUCUUUAGCACCAUGUCGUGCCCGGAGACCUUCGUGCGUCAGGUGCCUUGGCUAAUAAUUGACAGGUUUGGAGAGGCUUCACAGCUGGCUGGCCGCGCUCUCCACAGUCCGCUGUUUGAUCGCCCGAAGCCUCCGAGCAUGGUCAAGUGAAGAGCCGGCUGGAGAACCGGACGUCCCGAGGCCAGUAGCCCGCCAGGCGCCAUGAGUGCCCCGCUCGCCCUGCUGACAUGCGCGGCCCUCGCCUCCGCCGCCGCGAAGCCCAACGCCGGUCUGAGGACCUGGGGACGCUUCGGCAAACUGCCCUAUCCCGGCGACAAGGCGUUCCUCUACGACACCUUCCCCCGGGACUUCGUCUGGGCGGUGGGCACGGCGGCGUACCAGGUGGAGGGCGCGUACGACAAGGACGGCAAGGGGCUCUCCAUCUGGGACACCUUUACGCGCGGCGGCAACCGGAUGGCCACCGGGGACGUGGGCAGCGACAGCUACCACAACGUGCACGCCGACCUCCGGGCCAUCCGGCAGCUCGGGGUCAGCCACUACCGCUUCUCCCUGUCCUGGUCCAGGAUAUUCCCCAACGGCACUCGCGGGAGCUACAACGAACUCGGCACCAACUACUACCGCACGCUCAUCAGGAGGCUGAAGGAGAUCCGCGUGCAGCCGGUGGUCACGCUGUACCACUGGGACCUGCCCGACCGCCUGCAGCAGACCCUCGGCGGCUGGAGCAGCCCGCAGCUCGUGGGGAUCUUCGAGGACUACGCGGACUUCUGCUUCCAGACCUUCGGGGACGACGUGAAGUACUGGAUCACCAUCGACAACCCGUUCGUGGUGGCGCGCCACGGGUACGGCACCGGGGUGGUGGCGCCCGGGACGAAGAGCGACCCCGACCUCCCGUUCCGGGUGGGACACAAUCUGCUCAAGGCUCAUGCAGCCGCGUGGCAUCUCUAUGACCAGCGCUACCGGCCCCGUCAGCAGGGCAAGCUGUCCAUGGCGCUGGCCUCUCACUGGAUCAAGCCCAGUCGCACUCGCCUGGAGAGCCUGCGAGAGUGCCAGUGCUCCCUGGACCACGUCCUGGGCUGGUUCGCGCGGCCGCUGUUCACGGACGGCGACUACCCCCCUUGCAUGAAGGCGAGGCUGGGCUCGCGGCUGCCCACCUUCACGCGGGAGGAGAGGGAGCAGGUGAGGGGCACGGCCGACUUCUUCGCCCUCUCGCACGGGGCGGCGCUGAGCUUCCAGCUCAUCAACGACAGCCUGAAGUUUGGGCAGCAGGAGGACCUGGACCUGAGGAUGCUACUCUACUGGGUCAACGCCGAGUACGACAAGCCGCCCAUCUUUGUGGUGCAGAGCGGUUGGUAUGUUCUCGGCAGCACCAAGACCGAAGACCCAAAACACAUGUACUACCUCAAGAGGUUCAUCGCAGAGGCACUUAAAUCGAUUGUCAUAGACGGAGUGAACGUUAUCGGAUACACAGCCUGGUCUCUGAUCGACGGCUUCGAGUGGCACAGAGAAUAUGGGAUACGACGAGGACUUUACUACGUGGACUUCAACACUCCUGACAUGAAGCGGGAGCCAAAGACGUCGGCCACCUUUUACAGGAACGUCAUCCAAAGAAGUGGUUUCCCAGAGCUUCCGGAGAACAGACCGGCACAGGGCGUCUUCCCGUGUGAUUUUGCCUGGGGCGUGUCUGCCAACUCCAUACAGGUGGAGACCAUGCCCAGCCAGUUCGCGGACCCCAGUGUUUACCUCUGGAACAUCUCCAACAACGGAGCGCUGACGAGGCUGGCGGGCUUCAGCGCGCCACCGCUGCGGCGGACCGCACACUGUGCCGAUUACGCCUCCGUCCAACAACAAGUGGAUGAAAUCCAGCGGGUGGGCGUAAACCACUUCCACUUCUCCCUGAACUGGUCGGCCGUGGUGCCCACGGGUGAUGUGGCUCACCCCAACACCACCCUGCUGGGCUACUACCGCUGCUUCACCCAUCAGCUGCUGCGGGCCAACGUCACGCCCGUGGUCACACUGUGGCACCACACACGCCAGCGCAGCAGCCUGCCGCCGCCGCUGGAUACCGCCAACAAGUGGCUUAACAGGGAGACUCCGGAGGCGUUCGCAGACUACGCCAGACUCUGCUACAGAGAGCUCGGGGCCUACGUGAAGAUGUGGAUCACCCUGAACGAGCCCAACGACGAGAUGGUGAGCUACCAGGAGGGCCACCAGAUGCUGCGGGCGCACGCCCUGGCCUGGCACGCCUACGACCGCGAGUUCAGACACGCGCAGGGAGGACAGGUGUCUCUGGCUCUGCACAUGGACUGGGUGGAACCAGCCUUUUCGUUCAGCCGCGAAGACGUGGAACCGGCCAAAAGGGUUUUGGACUUCCGCGUCGGCUGGUUCGCGGAGCCGAUCUUCGGCAGCGGGGACUAUCCCCUGGGAAUGAGGAGCUGGCUGCGUCAGCUCAACUCACUUGACCUGCCAGUCUUCAACGAGAAGGACAAACAGCUGGUCAAAGGGACGUUCGACUUCUUUGCCAUUAGUCACUUCAGUACUAAGUUGGUGACACAUGCCAAGGAAGACUCGUACACCUACACAGCCAUGCUAGAGGUCCAACACAUGAUCGACACCACGUGGAUCAUGUCCCCGAGGCCCGUCGUGCCCUGGGGCCUGAGGAAAGCCCUCAACUGGGUGAAGGAGCACUACUGUGACGUACCUGUCUAUGUGAUGGCCAACGGCGUCCAGGAGGACCCGGCCCGCUUCAAAGACAGCCUGAGAGUCUACUACCUGUACAACUACAUCAAUGAGGCGCUGAAAGCGUACACUCUGGACGGCGUCAACCUGAAGGGUUACUUCGCCUACGCCCUGAGCGACCAGAGGGACCCGGGGUUCGGCCUGUACGGCCAGGUCCACGAGGAGGUCAUCGUCAAGGCCUCACUCUCCAACUACCGCAACAUCAUCCAGCACAGCGGCUUCCCCAUCCAGGGGGCGGCGCCGCGGCAGUGCCCCAGCUUCCCCCAGCCGUGCCCGGGCUGCCGCGUGCUGGUGAAGAGGCCUGUGGUGGGAUUCUUGACUCUGGUGGGUUCAGGGGUGGUGAUCAGUCUGUGCCUCAUCAUCUACUACACAACCAAGAGACACAAGGACUGUUACUGACCAUUCCGACUGUAGGGUUGUUGUUUUCUUUUCUUUUCGUCUUUUUAUAAACAUCUCUCAGCAAAAGACAUUGAGUUUAUUGUUCAGCGGGGUAGAGUUUAAGUCGUUUUUUAAUUAUAAUGCUUCUUUGGAUGAUGUCUGAUAAUAAGUACCUAGUGGUUGAAUCAUCCUUUGGUGUUUCAGCUGUUAUCAAAUGUUAUGUAAAGAUGCUUUAAAUUUGGUACAAUAUCCACGAGGCACAUUGAACAGCUGAUGAACCUGUAGAUUUCACAAGAUUUAUGUUUUGAGGAAAUCUUUUAAAGCCUCGACUGCUUCUCCAGUUGUAUUGUGUAAUAAUAAAUGGCCUCAUGUCCACACUUAACAUAUCAAGAAAAUGGACUACAAAGACAAAUAAUCACAAAGGAAGAUCGACAGACGACUUACAUUUUGUGACGGGAUCAAGAGCCCUGACAGUCACCGAAACAUCUAACCACCAAACUGUCCACUUGUAAAUAGUCGUUAAGUUCAAGUGCAAUGCAUCAGUCACAUGAACAGUUUUGAAACUCUUGAUGAAAGCUGCACGAUAUCGGUUCCAGAUGAUGGUGCUUAACAUGUUCAUGCUGGUCAGAAAGUUGAGCUAUAAUCAUUAUUUGGGGUUUCAAUUUAUAUAUAUAGUCCUUUGCACUCCACCAUGCUGCCAUGGUCAUUUCCCCCCCAGAGUAUCCAGAGGAAGACCCGACUGGGUGCUAGAGUUCACAGCUGAAGUCAUCUGUGUACCUGCUCUAAUGGGUUAACGGAACAUCUCCAAAUUAUAUUUUUGUCCAACAAUGCCUUAGUUAGACUGUGCAGUUCUGUGACUAUAACGAUUGUUUGUUGUUUCUGCUGGUGGAAAAACAAAGCAAUCACUGACGCCACCGUAUUUGAUGUAUUAGAUCACAUAACCACUGGUUUGACUCGGGCUGGGAACACUUAUCACUUUACAUCCGCCUUUCAUUCCCCAGUACCGUGCGGGUGUUGUCAUGUUCGAUAAUAUCCAACAGCAAUUACCAUGAAAAGUCUGUUCAUAGUAAUAAAAUCCUUGUUUGGUCAUGUU
Scophthalmus maximus (turbot) is the source of this 4407-nucleotide messenger RNA. It is a transcript of the gene kl, whose product is annotated as klotho. The transcript has 13 exons. Gene Ontology annotation, biological process: carbohydrate metabolic process. The record is from RefSeq and is a predicted model, not a curated record. NCBI's taxonomy places the organism in Eukaryota, Metazoa, Chordata, Actinopteri, Pleuronectiformes, Scophthalmidae. Gene Ontology annotation, molecular function: hydrolase activity, hydrolyzing O-glycosyl compounds. The coding region runs from base 402 to 3335 and encodes 977 amino acids.